Odocoileus virginianus texanus is the source of this 3123-nucleotide messenger RNA. It is a transcript of the gene FSCB, whose product is annotated as fibrous sheath CABYR binding protein. The record is from RefSeq and is a predicted model, not a curated record. Gene Ontology annotation, molecular function: calcium ion binding. Lineage: Eukaryota; Metazoa; Chordata; Mammalia; Artiodactyla; Cervidae. Gene Ontology annotation, cellular component: sperm principal piece; sperm fibrous sheath. Gene Ontology annotation, biological process: negative regulation of protein sumoylation.
AAGCAUCAACCCCAACUAAAAGAAAGCAGCAUUACCAGAAUUUACUUCAUAUUCCUCUGCUAGACAAAAGCUUGUUUUCAACUUGAUGUUUCAAGCAGUAGAUUUCUCACUUGUGGCCAGCAUCCGUGAGUUGUUUACCAGGUUAAAAAGUUCUGGAUAUAUCAUUGAUGGAACCUUGUAGUGACAAUUGGCUGUGAUGUCACAGACUCUUAGUUAAACUUCUAGAAGUUAUAUUUAGUCAUACCAGAGAUUAAACAGGAAAGAUGCUUACUAAAUGAGGUGGGAUCCAACAUGAUUGUAGUACAGAAUGUAAUAAUUUAUGAACUAACUUUUUCCUGAGGUAGUUCAGCAGAAGAACACUUAAUGAGGAAGGCAAAGACUUAAGUAUCUGGUACAUUUGUCAUUCCUUAUGGUCAAUUUACUUGAAUGUUAAUAAGUUUGAAAUCUACCAGUUUUAGAAAUGGAAGAAAAGGAUGAAUCUGAACAGUCUAUCUCGGCAGGGAGGCAAGAAAUUCGAAAGAGAAGACGACCCAGCCAGCCCAUGGUAGAUAAAUCCCAGCAGACUGAAGUAACAGAGAAAAAGAAACAAUUGUCUAUACCACAAUCAUCUGGCCCCAAAGCUGCCCUUAGUAUUGGUAAUAUUCCUGGAAGCAAAUUAAACUAUGAACGUCAUAGAGUAUCUUCUCAACUUCAGCAAACUUGGAUAAAGAGAAAGCGUGUACAGAAUAUGGCUGAUAAGUCUCUGCAGACAGAAACUAUUGCAGAAGAGAAAAAAGAAGAAAUCAAAUUAGUUUGUGAAGCAGCGGUACCUGAGGAAAAGCCAGCUGCUGUUGAAGUAGGUCCUGAAUUUCCAGAGAGUGUUCAGGAAGUAGAAGUUCCACCAAGCAGAUACUCUGCUCAAGUCAAAGCAGACAGAUCUCAGCAGACUAGUUGUACUGGAGACUGGACAAUGAUGAACUUUCCUGAAAAAGAUAAACUAGACAAGGAACAGCAGACAUACUUUAGUGAAUCAGAAAUGGUGGUUAUUGGACGGUCGACUAAUUCUUUUUCAAAGUCAAAGAAAGGUGCACAGAAGCGCAAAUCUUCAGGGAGUAUUUUUGUUAGUGAACAUCCUGAAUUUCAACCCACAACAAGUAGCAAUGAAGAAACUAGGCGGCAAAGUAUUAGCAGAACAUUAUCUAUUCCACCAACCAAAAAAGAUUCUCCUGUACCUUUAGAAGAUGAGAAAGAUGUUCCAGUUGAAGUACAGCCUCCUGCUGCAGAAGAGAUCUCUGCUGAAGAACAACUUCCACUAGACGAGACUACUGCAGAAGAGGUUCCUGUGGAAGUUCAACCUCCACCAACUGAAGAGGCUCCUCUUGAAGUACAGCCUUCCCCAGCUGAAGAGGCUCCUGGAGAUGAGGCCCCUGCUAAAGUAGAGCCUAUGCCAGCCAAAGAGGCUCUUUCAGAAGAGCCUCCUGCUGAAGAGGCUCCUGUUGAAAUACAGCCUUCCCCAGUGGAAGAGGCUGCUGGAUAUGAGGCCCCUGCUAAAGUAGAGGUCACCUCAUCUGAAAAGACUCUUUUAAAAGAGCCUCUUACUGAAGUUCAGCCUCCUGCAGCUGAAGAGGUUUCUACACAAGAGGCCCCAGAACUUCAACUUUCACCAGCUGUGGAGUCCCCUGCAGAAGAGGCCCCAGAGGUUCAGCCUCCACCAGCUGAGAAGGCCCCUGCAGAAGAGGCCCCAGCUGAAGCUGAGCCUCCACCAGCUGUGGAGUCCCCUGCAGAAGAGCCCCCAGAGGUUCAGCCUCCACCAGCUGAGCAGGCCCCUGCAGAAGAGGCCCCAGCUGAAGCUGAGCCUCCACCAGCUGAAGAGGCCCCUGCAGAAGAGCCCCCAGAGGUUCAGUCUCCACCAGCUGAGGAAGCCCCUGCAGAAGAGCCCCUGGAAGUUCAGUCUCCACCAGCUGAGGAAACCCCUGCAGAAGAGCCCCCAGAGGUUCAGUCUCCACAAGCUGAGCAGGCCCCUGCAGAAGAGGCCCCAGCUGAAGCUGAGCCUCCACCAGCUGAAGAGGCCCCUGCAGAAGAGCCCCCAGAGGUUCAGUCUCCACCAGCUGAGGAAGCCCCUGCAGAAGAGCCCCUGGAAGUUCAGUCUCCACCAGCUGAGGAAACCCCUGCAGAAGAGCCCACAGAGGUUCAGUCUCCACAAGCUGAGCAGGCCCCUGCAGAAGAGGCCCCAGCUGACGCUGAGCCUCCACCAGCUGAAGAGGCCCCUGCAGAAGAGGCCCCAGAGGUUCAGUCUCCACCAGCUGAGGAGGCCCUUGAAAAAGAGGCCCCAGAAGUUCAGUCUGUACCAGCUGGGCAGGCCCCUGCAGAAGAGGGCCUAGGAUUUCAGCCUCCACCAGCUGACAAGGCCCCUGAAGAAGAGGCCCCAGAAGUUCAGUCUCCACCGGUUGACAAGGGCCCUGAAGAAGAGGGCCAAGGACUUCAGUCCCUACCAGCUGAGGAGGCCCUUGAAGAAGAGGCCCCAGAAGUUCAAUCUCCACCCACUGAGGAGGCUCCUGCAGAAGAGACCCCUGCUGAACUUCAGUCUCCAUCAAUUGAAGAAACUACUUCAGAAAUGGUCUCUGUUGAGAAACAGCCUUCGCUCACUGAAGAGCCCUUUAUUACACCAAUCUCUUUAGAAGAAACCUCUGCUGAAGUUCUGCUUCCACCAUCUGAGCAGACCCCUGCAGAUGAGGUUCUGGUAGAGAACGUGUCUCCAGUAGAUCAGGCUCCAAAGGAAGCAGACGUCCCAGUGGCAAAAUUAGAAUCAGGGAUUUUGGAAGAUAAGCCAAAAUCUGAAGAGCCUUUAGAACAGGAUACUGUUCCUAAAGAUUCAUCUGAUACCAACAAUGAAGCAGUUUCUUUUGAAAUACAGGGUGUCAUCCAUAUAGAACUGGAAUAAGGGCCUCCUCCUCAGCUGUGGUCAGAUCUUAACUAAGCUAACAAUCAGAAACCAGGAGGUUCUGGGAAGUACGUACAUUAGAAAAUGGUAGGUAUAUUUGAAGGUAUUUGGAGAGAGCUUUGUGAAGAAGGAAGUGAAUGGAAAUCCUAAGACAUGGAGUGUAGUUUGGGAAAUGAGUAAUAAAAACUAGUGAUUUUAAAUUA